UAAAGCACUGAAAAAGGGUAUUUAGACUCCAUUUUUAAUACAACAACUGUGGCUCCUGUCAAAAGCGGUUCUGUCGGGCUGCAACGAAAGUGAAACUCUGUUGGCUCCACAUGUCCCGCCCUGACUUCAUGCUUCAAAACAUCGAGAAAGUCAAGCCACGUCACGGGGAAGAAAUUCUGAUAAUGUUGUCGGACUUUGCUUUUAACACUCAAAGGUGACUCUCUCACAGAACUUCCACAGACAUCUCAGAUUGUCUUUUAUCAAUGUCUCGAUAAAAGCAUAACACCAUCAGCAAUCAGAGGAGAAGAAGAGAAACACUUUUAAAAGGCCUGUAUGUUUCGUAAUAGACUGCAGCAUUUGUGUGGUUCUCCUGGGUGUUUUUGAAACCCUUCAGAAAGUGAACGUGAAAAGUAGUUUGCUGGAGCUCUCAAACAGUGAAAAUGGAUUCACUCUCUGCAAAGGAAAUUUCUUGUCCGAUUUGCUGUGAGAUCUUCAAGGCUCCUGUUCUUCUGUCAUGUAGUCACAGUUUCUGUAAAGAGUGUCUUCAACAGUUCUGGGCAACCAAGAGCACUAGGGAGUGUCCUGUCUGCAGGAGAAGAUCCUCAAGGGAUGAUCCUCCGUGUAAUCUUGUGUUGAAAAACUUGUGCGAGUCAUUGCUGAAGAAGGAGAGAAAUGAGGAGGUCUGCAGUUUGCAUGGUGAAAAACUCAAACUCUUCUGUCUGGAGGACAAACAGCCUGUGUGUUUAGUGUGCAGAGAUUCACAAAGACACGUCAAUCACACAUUCAGACCCAUCAGUGAAGUAGUUUCAUCUCAUAAGGAAGAGCUGAAGUCCUUACAAGAAAAACUUAAACACGGAGAGAAAAUUAAAGAAGAGUGUGUGAAAAUAUUUCAACACAUCCAGUGUCAGGCGGAGCACACUGAACGUCAGAUUAAACUGGAGUUUGAGAAGCUUCAUCAGUUUCUCAGAGAUGAAGAAGAGAUUGCAAUCACCUCGCUGACGGAGGAAAAGAAACGGAAGAAUCAGAUGAUGCAGGAGAAGUUUGAGGAGAUCAACAGACACAUCUCAGUUCUUUCAAACACAAUCAGAGACUUGGAGAAGAUGAUGAAUGCCAAUCAAGUUUUGUUUCUAAAGAACUUUCCAGAUGCGAUGGAAAGAGUCCAGAGCUUAGGGCCGGAUCCACAGCUGGCUUCGGGAGCUUUGAUUAAUGUGGCACGUUACCUGGGCAACCUGCCCUUCAGAGCCUGGAAGAAGAUGCAAGACGUUGUCCAAAACACUCCUGUGAUUCUGGAUCCAAACACUGCUCAUCCAGAUCUCCUCUUGUCUGAGGAUCUGACCAGUCUGAUGUGGAGCGCCAGCAGUCAGGCGCUUCCUAAUAAUCCAGAGAGAUUCGAUGAGCACUCCUGUGUUCUGGGUUCAGAGGGGUUUAACUCAGGAACACACUGCUGGGAUGUGGACGUCAAAGAGAGCUCGUCCUGGGGCCUUGGAAUAACUACGGCAUCAAACCAGAGGAAGGGGUAUGAUUUCUUUGACAGCGGUGUGUGGAGUGUGCAGCACAGACUGUUUGAAGCGUCUGGUUUUCCUGUCGUACAAAAGCUGGAGCGGGUGAGAGUUCAGCUGGACUUUGACGGAGGAACAGUGUCUUUCUCUGAUCCUGUAUCUAACAGUAACCUGCACACGUUCACAAGCACCUUCACUGAGACCGUCUUUCCAUUCUUUUAUAGCUUUUCUCAUCUGAAGCUCUUGUAGUCGAGUUGUUUGUGUUGUUGUGAUAAUCAGUGUGGCUGUGAUUGGGUGGUAGCAUUCUGUUACCACAUUGUCAGCAUUGUUAGUUUGACUGUAACAGAAUUGACAGUUUUCUUAAUUUUUUUGCCAAAAACUCCACUUGCUAUCAUAAAUGCUAAGAGCACAUGGUACUACUGAAAUCAUGAUUAAAAGAGUUUUAAAUAACACAAAGUGUGACCAAUGAAAAAUCUGUUUUGCUUUUGAUUUUGUGGUAACAGAUUUGACACUUUAUAAAAAAAAAACUCUUGGUGUAAGAACUUUUUAGAUAUAAAUAUUUUCUCAUUGAGAGCACAUAGAGUUUACAGUGCUUCAGAUCUUAACAGUGAGGGAAAGUGACAUCACUUCCUGUAUCUUACAUAGUUGUGGGAUAUAAUUCCACCAAUUUAAAGACAAAGUGGUGCGGUAACAGAGUUGACGCAAGAUUUACGGACACACCUUUUUAUGAGAAAAAAGUUUUUUUGUAGCAUCUAAUAAAAUAUAUAUUUAACAUAGCAAAUAGUAUAUUUUAGUCAGAAUAAUUGCAUUCUGUUGUGCAGUUUGUUUGAGGCACAUGUUCACGCCAGUGCUCCUUCGGUGAAGUCUGUGAAAUUAUCGGAGACUGCUGUCAGGAUGAGCCUUUAUGCAAAAUGGAAAUACCUGCAUGACUUUCUAAAAUUUACAGAUAAGCACAUAACUGUAAGAUGAGAUGUCUCAAACACUUUAUCUGUCAAAGCAACUGACAGCUGUGUUAAACUAUUUCUAGUACUAUUAAUAUGUUUAACAAGUCACUCCGCUAUCGUUGACUGUCUGGCGGCAUGAAAACACUUAACCACCGUUACAGUGGAAGACUUCAGCAUUAAUUCAACAUAUAUGGUAAAAACAAAUCUUUUUAUCCAUGUAAAAGCGGGAUAAUGUACAUCCAGCCGGUUGUUAUCUCAGAAUAAACCCCGAUGCGAAGGUUGAAAUUUAGUAUCUGUUUGAUUUGGACAUUGUUGUUAACCUGAAAGAUCAACCACAAUAUGGUAAUUUUUUUUUUAAAAAAAAGAGAUAUUUUAUCUAUUGUGUUUCUCUAUAAAUUCAUUGAAAUUAAUUAUAUAAAUAAAUACCAAUUAAAUUGUACAUUUAAUAUCAAUAUUUGUGUAACAGGGUGUCACGAUGUGUUUGGUGGGUUAAUGUGUGUAUGUGUUUAUUAUUACACUCUGCUAUUUCUAAGGCUUGGAACACAGUGAACUAUGAUAAUAAUGUAUAUUAGACAUUUAUGCUGUGCAAAUGAAUAAAAAGCAGGUUUAAAAUGA
This is a messenger RNA of Cyprinus carpio (common carp), 3058 nucleotides long. RefSeq names its product zinc-binding protein A33-like. The record is from RefSeq and is a predicted model, not a curated record. NCBI's taxonomy places the organism in Eukaryota, Metazoa, Chordata, Actinopteri, Cypriniformes, Cyprinidae. Gene Ontology annotation, molecular function: zinc ion binding; protein binding.